Molecule: messenger RNA, 898 nt
Organism: Psylliodes chrysocephalus
Lineage: Eukaryota; Metazoa; Arthropoda; Insecta; Coleoptera; Chrysomelidae
Source: the annotation of a GenBank genome assembly
CUGAAAAAAAAUGUUCUUCAAUCACAACCUAGUGACCUCGUCAUCUAAAAAUUUUUGGCAGAAACCACCUGUAUAGCGAUUCUUUGGAGGAUGUACAAGUGUGAAAGUCUUCGAUGGCAUCUUCUGAAGACACAGUUCCCACCCCCUCUAUGGGCGAUAUAAAAACUGCAAAACAUCCGAGAAUCGGUACAGUCACCACUCGACCCAGUCAACAAGCAUCAUGAACUCUUACAGUGUGGUAUUCGCCUUUGCACUGGCCGCUGUCGUUGUAGCCGAACCUCCGUCCGGCUACAAUUACAACCGGCCCAGCGGGGGUGGCGGCAUCUCCUUCGGGGGCGGCGGCCAUUCCUUGGGGGGUGGACUGUCCGGAGGAGGUGGUGGAUACACAUCUGUAUCGUCUGGUGGUCAAACUAACGAAGGUGCCUCCGUAGACCCUCAACUUCUUGAACAAGUCCGUCAAAUCUUGCUCAAAGAAGAGCAACAGGGCGCUUCCAGCGGCGGCGGUGGUGGCGGCGGCGGUUUCGCUCCCUCAUCCCAAUAUGGCGCUCCAUCUCCACAAUACGGAGUACCCAGCUACCAAUACCGCGUCGUCGGAAUCGAUCUUGAAGGAAUCAAACAAGCCAUCCAAGUAGCUCAAUACAACCAAAUAUCUCAAGGUCCUUCAUUCGGCGGUUACCCAAGCGGACCAAGCUCCAUUCCAUCCGGGUCAUACGGAUCGCCUUACUAGGCUCCAGAACUGAAAAAAACAAAUAAUACCAUCUCUUUCCAUCUCAGACGGGUCAUGAUGCAUUCAAUGUUCCUUUAACAUCUCAAAAAGCAAACACCAUCGGGCAUUGAAUGAUCCAUUUUUGUAUAAAGCUUUUUUAGGUUAUGUUAAAAAAAUACAUUUGUCACCGUA